GCUGACGCGAGCGGCGAGCGGGGCGGGCCGGCCUCGGCUCCUCCCGCCGCGGGCCCACUGGCCGCCCGCCUCCCCCACCCUCGGCCGGUCAGCGUCCCAGACUGCGUCGCGCAGCAUCGCGUCGGCCCGGCCCGGCCCGGCCCCCGGGCAGAUGCCCCGAGUUGCCGCUGUCGCCGCCGCCGACUCGGCCGGUGGCGGUGUGGGAGGUGGGCGCCUGGCCCGGGGCCGCCGAGCGUGACAGACACGGCCGGGGCCGCCGGGGGGCUGUCGGGGCCGCGCGCGGACCAUGUAUUUCCUGAGCGGCUGGCCCAAGAGGCUGCUCUGCGCGCCGCGGAGCCCGGCCGAGGCGCCGCUCCACGUCCAGUCUGACCCUCGGAGAGCGUUCUUCGCCGUGCUGGCCCCGGCCCGCCUCAGCAUCUGGUACAGCCGACCUAGUGUGUUAAUUGUAACAUACAAGGAACCAGCUAAAUCAUCUACUCAGUUUGGAUCUUACAAACAAGCUGAAUGGAGACCGGAUAGUACCAUGAUAGCAGUGUCAGAAAAAUUGCCUUUAACUCUGUUUAUCUGAGAGCCAAGUACCAGAGUCCAGUGAUAUUAUUCAAGACAGCAAAUGGCUACAUCUUGUUUUUUCAUAUUACAUCUUCAAGAGGGGAUAAAUACCUUUAUGAACCAGUGUAUCCCAAGAAGUCCACAAAUGAAGGGGAUACCUCAUUUUAAGGAAGAACAUUGUGCCCCAGCAUUGAAUUUAGAAAUGAAGAAAAUACUGGAUUUGCAAGCACCCAUUAUGAGUUUGCAGUCUGUGCUGGAAGAUCUCCUUGUUGCAACUUCUGAUGGACUUCUUCAUCUUAUUCAUUGGGAAGGAAUGACAAAUGGAAGAAAAGCCAUCAAUCUGUCUACAGUACCAUUUUCAGUAGACCUCCAGUCAUCCAGAGUUGGUUCAUUCCUCGGCUUUGCAGAUGUGCACAUUAAAGAUAUGGAAUACUGUGCCACACUUGAUGGAUUUGCUGUUGUGUUUAAUGAUGGUAAAGUUGGAUUUAUUACACCAGUAUCCAGUAGAUUUACGGCAGAGCAACUUCAUGGAGUUUGGCCACAAGAUGUUAUUGAUGGGACUUGUGUUGCAGUAAACAACAAAUACCGACUGAUGGCCUUUGGCUGUGCAAGUGGCUGUGUGCAGGUUUAUACAAUCGACAACACUACAGGAGCCAUGCUGCUGUCCCAUAAACUAGAGCUCACAGCAAAGCAGUAUCCUGACAUCUGGAACAAAACAGGAGCUGUUAAAUUGAUUAGAUGGUCUCCUGACAACAGCGCUGUAAUAGUAACCUGGGAAUAUGGAGGUCUUUCUCUGUGGAGUGUGUUUGGAGCCCAGCUGAUAUGUACACUUGGAGGAGACUUCGCUUACAGGUCAGAUGGUACCAAAAAAGAUCCCCUUAAGAUCAACUCCAUGAGCUGGGGUGCAGAAGGCUAUCACUUAUGGGUAAUCAGUGGGCUGGGCUCUCAGCACACUCAGAUUGAGACCGACCUCAGGAGCACAGUUAAAGAGCCCAGCAUUCUGCUGUUUCAGUUUAUCAAGAGUGUACUCACUGUGAACCCUUGUAUGAGUAACCAAGAGCAGGUGUUGCUUCAGGGAGAAGAUCGCUUGUACUUGAACUGUGGAGAAGCCUCACAGGCCCAGAAUCCGAAGUACUCUUCAGCACGUGCUGAGCGUAUGCCCAGGCAUGAGAAGAGCCCAUUUGCAGAUGGAGGUCUGGAGGCUCCGGGAUUAAGCACUUUACUUGGUCAUCGGCAUUGGCAUGUUGUGCAGAUUUCCAGCACCUAUCUAGAAAGCAAUUGGCCUAUACGGUUUUCAGCUAUUGAUAAACUUGGACAAAAUAUUGCUGUGGCUGGCAAGUUUGGAUUUGCUCAUUAUUCUCUACUCACCAAAAAAUGGAAACUUUUUGGAAACAUUACUCAGGAGCAAAAUAUGAUUGUGACUGGUGGCUUAGCCUGGUGGGAUGACUUUAUGGUCCUUGCGUGUUACAACUUAAGUGACCGUCAAGAAGAGCUCAGAAUCUACCUACGAACAUCCAACCUGGACAAUGCCUUUGCUCAUGUCACCAAAGCACCAAUGGAAACAUUACUGCUUAGUGUCUUCCGCGACAUGGUGGUAGUGUUUCGAGCAGACUGUUCAAUAUGCCUUUACAGUAUUGAAAGAAAAUCCGAUGGUUCCAAUACUACAGCUAGUGUCCAGGUUCUUCAGGAGGUCUCCAUGUCACGGUACAUUCCUCACCCCUUCCUGGUAGUGUCUGUCACGCUGACGUCAGUGAGUACAGAGAAUGGCAUCAGCUUGAAAAUGCCGCAGCAGGCUCGUGAUGCAGAGAGCAUAAUGCUGAACCUUGCGGGACAGCUCAUCAUGAUGCAGAGGGACAGGUCAGGCCCGCAGAUCCGGGAGAAGGACAGCCACCCUAACCAAAGGAAGCUUCUGCCGUUCUGUCCUCCUGUUGUACUAGCCCAGUCGGUGGAAAAUGUCUGGACUACCUGUCGAGCAAACAAACAAAAGCGUCACCUUCUGGAGGCCCUCUGGCUGAGCUGUGGUGGUGCGGGGAUGAAGGUUUGGCUCCCUCUCUUCCCCAGGGAUCAUCGCAAGCCCCACUCCUUCCUGUCCCAGCGGAUCAUGCUGCCGUUUCAUAUCAACAUUUACCCCCUGGCCGUUCUGUUUGAAGACGCGUUGGUCCUUGGUGCUGUCAACGACACUCUCCUCUAUGAUUCUCUGUAUACCCGGAGCAGUGCCAGGGAGCAGCUGGAGGUGCUCUUUCCCUUCUGUGUUGUGGAGAGGACCUCUCAGAUCUACCUCCACCAUAUCCUCCGCCAGCUCCUGGUCAGGAACCUGGGCGAGCAGGCGCUCCUCCUGGCUCAGUCCUGCGCUGCGUUACCUUACUUCCCUCACGUGUUGGAGCUGAUGCUCCACGAGGUGCUGGAGGAAGAAGCUACCUCCCGGGAGCCCAUUCCCGACCCGCUGCUGCCCACCGUGGCCAAGUUCAUCACCGAGUUCCCCCUCUUCCUUCAGACAGUCGUGCACUGUGCCAGGAAGACUGAGUAUGCUCUGUGGAAUUACCUUUUUGCAGCUGUCGGAAACCCCAAGGAUUUAUUUGAGGAAUGUUUGAUGGCUCAGGAUUUGGACACAGCUGCCUCUUACCUUAUUAUCUUACAGAAUAUGGAAGUCCCAGCAGUAAGUAGGCAGCAUGCUACCCUGCUGUUCAACACAGCACUGGAACAGGGCAAAUGGGACCUGUGCCGACACAUGAUUCGAUUUCUUAAAGCCAUUGGUUCUGGAGAAUCUGAGACCCCUCCAUCCACACCUACAUCUCAGGAGCCCAGUUCAAGUGGUGGGUUUGAGUUCUUCAGGAAUCGGAGCAUCAGUUUAUCCCAGUCAGCUGAGAAUGUUCCUCCUGGUAAAUUCGGCUUACAGAAAACACUAAGUAUGCCAACUGGUCCUUCUGGGAAAAGAUGGAGCAAAGACAGUGAAUGUGCUGAGAACAUGUAUAUUGACAUGAUGCUGUGGAGACAUGCGCGGCGCCUCCUAGAAGAGGUGCGCUUAAAGGACCUUGGCUGCUUUGCAGCCCAGCUAGGCUUUGAACUGAUCAGUUGGCUUUGCAAAGAACGUACCCGAGCUGCCCGUGUAGACAACUUUGUAGUAGCCCUGAAGAGACUUCACAAGGAUUUCCUGUGGCCACUUCCCAUUAUCCCAGCCUCUUCCAUAAGUUCCCCUUUCAAAAAUGGGAAAUGCCGAGCAGUGGGAGAGCAGAUGUUAAAGUCUCAGUCAGCUGACCCUUUUAUUACCCCUGAGAUGGACGCUGGCAUCUCUAACAUCCAACGAAGUCAGAGCUGGCUCAGCAACAUUGGUCCCACCCAUCGUGACACAGACAGAGCCUCAUCUCCUGGACCACAAAUGCAAGAUGCUUUCUUGUCUCCAUUAUCUAAUAAAGGGGAUGAGUGCAGCAUUGGCUCAGCUACAGACCUGACUGAAAGCAGCUCCGUGGUGGAUGGAGACUGGACAAUGGUGGAUGAAAACUUCUCCACCCUCAGCUUGACCCAGUCUGAGCUAGAGCACAUCUCCAUGGAGUUGGCGAGUAAAGGACCCCAUAAAUCUCAGGUCCAGCUUCGCUAUUUGCUGCACAUUUUCAUGGAGGCGGGAUGUCUGGACUGGUGUGUUGUCAUCGGCCUGAUUCUCAGAGAAUCCUCAGUGGUCAGUCAGCUUCUUGGGAUUGCUCAGUCUUCCGAGAUGGAUGGAGAGAUGUUACAGAACAUAAAAUCAGGGCUGCAAGCAGUGGACCGCUGGGCCUCUACAGACUGCCCUGGAUAUAAGCCAUUUUUAAACAUCAUUAAGCCACAACUGCAGAAGCUCAGUGAGAUAACAGAAGAACUGGUCCAGCCUGACACCUUCCAGCCAGUAACAGUGGGUAAGACUCCUGAACAGACCAGUCCCCGGGCAGAGGAGAACAGAGGCUCUUGCAGCCAUGGGAGCAUCUCUCAGAGUGAGCCUGGGAGUAACAACGUGGUCAGCCGGAAAGAAGAGGACACAACACAGGCGGAUGAGGAGGAGCCACUUCAGGAUGGGGCUUAUGACUGUUCUGUGUCCUGACAGCAGUGAGCACGGCACAGCGGGCAGUAUUAGUCACAGCAGCUUGCAACUGAGUCAUUGUGGCCUGCCGAAUGACUUAACAGGUAAAAGAACUUGGGUCAGAACUCUUUCGUAAAGUAUUAUAAUUUAAUGAACUCUUCCUCUAAAUCUCUUUGACUCCUUAAAAAAAAGUGUGGUAUCAAAGCAUCUUUCAUAAGAAAAAUUUAAGCUGCAAUAGAAAGUAGUGAACAGUAUAUAGAUGCACACAUGGAAUAUUUUGAUUUUAUUUACAACAGAUUGGUAGUUGUAGGGAUUAUUCUUAACAGGAGGGAUUAUUUUGCCCCAAGCGAGCUUACUUUUUCACUACUUACAGCUUAUAUAUUUUCUGGUUUAGUGUGUGUCUAGACUGGUUUUGUUUUUGUGGGGUGGGUUGUUUGUUUUUAACUUUCUUUUAAAUAUGUGUUAAGGUGCUGUAGCUCAUCAGGUAACUGAGCUACUUGUUUGCUUCCUUGUAUAGAGUCAGCGGGACUCUGAUUGGUCCUUUGAAUCCUACUCUUGCACAGUGUGGGUCAGUGGACAGAGACCCUUUGGCUUUGGUACUCUGUUGACUAGCAGUCCUGAAUGACGGAAGCUAUUUACCUGUGAGUUAAUGUGCCUGUUUUAGCAAGCUUAAUUUCCUACUAGAUCAAUGUGGGCAGAGGGUGAGGGGGUUCUUAUCAAUUAUGCUGACACCACUAAAUUUUGUAUCAAAGAACUGUAUCUUUUUGUGAAUAUUCAUGUAAAUAUACUCAAAGGCACUGUCCAUAUUUUUAAUGCGUGUAUUAUAAUGUGUAAGGUUUUACGCUGGAUUCUGCAUGACUAUACUCACUCUUGGAAUAAAGACAAGACUUUUUCUUCUUUCCAAAAUGAGCAGUUGUCAUAGAGGAAGACAGGUUUGUUGGCCCAGCUGUAAAGUAGUGGUCAUCCCACUGAUCAUGAGGCGGAACAGGUUUUGUGCAAAUUAAUGUAGUUUCUUAUUUAUUGCUUUUGUAAAUUGAAUAAAAACGGGCUUUUAUGUAAAUAGACUGUGGGAUCCUGUAUUAUCAGCUACUAAAAAUUAGUUUGUAAAUUCUUUAUUAUAAAGUUUAAAAAUAUUUUAUGUAUUUCUAGAUGUGACUUAAAUUUUAGUUUUUCAUACAUUAUGAAAGCAGAACUACAUAUUCAGUUGCUUCAGACUAAACACAUACCUAUCACAUGUAAUUCUAAUUAUUAAUAACAGUAUUACUUUAGAUAGCUUAUUUGUACUGUGCAAUUUGAACAAGGAAUGCAAUGUUAUUUUUUAUAAAAUCUUGUUUAUUUUUAUAACAACAAUGUAUUUGAUGUGGACCAAAUUCGUACCACCAUGUAAAACAGCCUCUCUUCUAAUGCAGAUAUAGCUUAGAAGUGGAGUUCAGCCCUCUAUCCCUGCCUUUUAAACUAGAGAGAUAGACGAGGUCCUCUUAGGCAGUAUCUUUUAGAGGAAACCUCAGCAUUAUUUUGAAAUUAUUUCAAAUUUCACCAACUAGUUAAAAUUAUUGAAUUUAGUAAUUACUGUUAUUUACUUUCUACAUUAGAAGUGCAAUAAUUUUACAUAAUAAAAUUACUGGAUGGGUGAAAUAUGUUAUUGGUACCUGGUCCUUCUGGUGCUAUUUUUAUUUAAGUUGUAUCAAACCACCACCUUGUUCUGAAUUUUAAAAUAGAGAAUAAGGUUUCCUAUAUACGUAGAUGCAGUGUUGCAAAAUAAAUGAAUAAAUAAAUAAAGCAAGCUGAAAUUUCUUCUGUCCCAUUCCAUUAGGGAAAAAAAAGCCAGCAAUUCUUUUGUAUGUAGUCAGUUUCUAAUGUAAGUAUUUAGUUAUUAAAACAGUGUAGCAUAGUAAGCAGCAGUGGUCUUUCCGAUGUCUCACCUGAGUGCCACUGAGCUCAUCUGACUCUGUGGUAGGUGCAGUAUUAAGGAUGAGCAGGGGGCCGCUCAGCUAAGCAGGUGUCCCACGAGUAAGUUAGAGCCCACAACCCCCACCCCACCCCACCCCACCCCACCCCUGUCCUUUUUUUUUUUUUUUUUUUUUUUUUUUUUGAGGCAUAGCCUUGCCUAAGCUGAACAGCUAUUUGUAACCCUUCCUCAGCUGUCCCAGUAGGUGGAGUUUACAGCAUGUGCCAUGUGCGGCCAUACCCAGUCAUCUGACUACACCUCACAAUCUAAAGCCGGGUCUGAGGUAGCUGAUGUUACUCCUGUGGUUUGAGCUGGGAACGACUCACGGAUAAAAAUAUAUAGUGUGUAACUAGUAGAACUAGGAAACACCAAGGCAAGACAUUUGGCAAGUUUAAUAAAAACUAUUCUUUGGUUGUUGUAUAUUUUUUUAAAA
This is a messenger RNA of Mus musculus (house mouse), 6978 nucleotides long. It is a transcript of the gene Ric1, whose product is annotated as RAB6A GEF complex partner 1. The record is from RefSeq and is a predicted model, not a curated record. Bases 611 to 4618 code for a protein of 1335 amino acids. NCBI's taxonomy places the organism in Eukaryota, Metazoa, Chordata, Mammalia, Rodentia, Muridae. The transcript is spliced from 27 exons. Gene Ontology annotation, cellular component: Ric1-Rgp1 guanyl-nucleotide exchange factor complex; cytosol; membrane. Gene Ontology annotation, biological process: intracellular protein transport.